AUGGAAUCGACAGACAAAAUUACCAGAACAAAUCUUACUAGUGUGGAAGAAUUUAUUUUCUUGGGAUUUUCUAACCAAUCUGAACUUCAAGGAUUCCUGUUUGGUAUUUUCUCAGUCAUUUACAUAAGUAUCAUAAUAGGAAAUGGGUUUAUUAUUUUAAUAACCAAAUUUGAUCAAACUCUUCAAACCCCCAUGUAUUUUUUCCUUGGGAAUUUUUCCUUCUUGGAAAUUUGCUACACAUCAGUGACUCUUCCCAGAAUGUUGAAGGACUUUUGGACCCAGAAUAAUCAUAUUUCUCUACUGUCUUGUGCAGUUCAAAUGUGUUUCUUUCUCAUUCUUGGGGUCACUGAGUGUUUGCUCUUAGCCGUGAUGGCAUAUGAUCGUUAUGUUGCCAUUUGUAAGCCUUUAUACUAUCCUCUCAUCAUGAAUCACAGAGCAUGUGUCCAGCUUGUUGUGGGUGCUUGGAUCAGUGGAAUGCCAAUUCAGAUAGGAGAGGUAUGCCACAUAUUUUCCCUCCCUUUCUGUGGUUCUAACAAACUUGAUCAUGUUUUCUGUGACAUCCCCCCAUUACUGAAGCUGGCCUGUGGGGACACUUCUUUGAAUGAAGUUUCUGUUUAUGCCGAUGCUCUGUUGUUUGGUAUGGUUCCUUUUCUUUUGAUACUGAAUUCCUACAUCAGGAUCAUUACCACAAUCCUGAAGCUUCCAUUAGCCAUAGGAAGAUCCAAAGCCUUUUCUACAUGUUCAUCACAUCUGAUUGUUGUUGGUUUAUUCUUUGUGUCUGCUUCCAUUUCAUAUUUUCAACCCAAAUCCAAUCAAUCAAUAGGAACAGGAAAAGUACUUUCCCUUUUCUAUACUAUUGUGACUCCAAUGUUUAAUCCCAUGAUAUAUAGCCUUAGGAACAAGGAUGUCAUAAUGGCAGUGAGAAAAUUAUUAUCUUGA
This is a messenger RNA of Trichosurus vulpecula (common brushtail), 939 nucleotides long. Its product is annotated as olfactory receptor 10AG1-like. The transcript has a single exon. Lineage: Eukaryota; Metazoa; Chordata; Mammalia; Diprotodontia; Phalangeridae. Bases 1 to 939 code for a protein of 312 amino acids. Gene Ontology annotation, molecular function: olfactory receptor activity; G protein-coupled receptor activity. The record is from RefSeq and is a predicted model, not a curated record. Gene Ontology annotation, cellular component: membrane. Gene Ontology annotation, biological process: G protein-coupled receptor signaling pathway.